UCAGUGUGGAUUCUAGUUUAGAUCACACACACUGUAGCUCAUGAGUGAUGCAAGCACUAGUGAGGAGGAGUUGUUAGUGGACGACCGUAGGACUACUCGUGAGACUGCUCGUAGUCGACCCUUGACGUUCUUGGAGUUAGGUUCAAGAGACGAGAGAAGAUUGCGGAGAGAGACUAGAGAGAAAGCAGCGGCAAGGAGAGUGAGGGCAGCUGAGGAUAGUGCUAGGGCUAGAGUUUCAGCUAGCACCGAUACAGUCAUGGCUACUUCAUCUAUGUCGCAAACCUCUUCACAGUCCACUUCGUCAGGAGUCAGUCAGAGUGGUUCUCAAGGGUCCAUUAGUCAGACUACUGGCUUGCGAGUCAGCCAGCACACUCAACUCACGCCGGAGGAUUUAGAAAUCCGGCAAGCAGAAGAACUCCAGGAUGAGCUACAGCGGCAAUUGGACGAGGCAGCAGAGACGAGAAGGAGAGCAAUCCUGAGAAAAGCUAGACCAGGUAGUAGAAGAGAGGAGCUAGGCAGAUUGGAAGGACUAGAUGAGGCGGCAUUAGACCCUGUUGUUCGUAUACUGCGUAAUGCUUUACUAUCAGUAGCAGAAGUGCAGAAUGUCCAGCAGGAAUUGCUGGCCGAAUUGGUAGCAGGCCAGAAACAAAUUCUGGCUGAACUCCGGGCUCCUCGUACGAUGAUGAGGCAGCCACAGUUUGUUGUAGUUCCCCCUAUGGACAUAGGCUCUACACGAAACUUCAUCAGUCGUGCUCGUGUGGAUAGACUGCGCUUAGGGGACCAAGUGCAGCGGCUUAGCAGAACUGUAGCUUCUACGCUGGCCAACAAGCACCAAAUGGUAGUGAAAGACUAUGUCAAGGACAUAGCCUGCACCUUCUCCUAUGGAGGAGGGGAAGUGAUCCACAAGAUCUCCUUCCUGGUUAGCGACGAACUGCCAUUCGAUAUGCUACUGGGCAUGUACUACCUCGAAGUCUCGCAACUGCAGUUUGACUGGGAUAGAAAGGUGUUGAUACACAAGUUGCCAAAUGGUAGGACCGUUGGGCUGCAAAAGCACAAGGCUAGUAGUCUAGUGGAAAACUACGGCUGCAUGUGCGCUUCUUCUUUCUAUAACUAUUACAAGCAGAAUCGCGAGGAGGGCAUGUAUCUAGUGUUUGUCUCUGAGAAAGGGGAGACCGCUAAAUCACCCCCAGAGAUAGAAAAAGUCAUCGCUCAAUAUUCAGACCUUUUUGAGGAGCCCACGGGUGUGGUCGAAAGGGAGGUUGUCCAUGUAAUAGAGGUUGUCCCAGGUAGUAAGGUGCCUAGAGGACGAAUCUAUAGGAUGUCUCCUGCGGAGUUAGAUGAGCUUCGCCGCCAUCUCAAGGAGUUCACAGAGAAGGGAUGGAUCCGGCCUAGUACCUCCCCUUACGGUGCACCAGUCUUAUUUAUCCCAAAGAAGGGAGGUCCAUUAAGGAUGUGCAUUGACUAUAGGGGCCUCAAUGCCAUCACUGUAAAGAAUGCCGAGCCCCUACCUCGCAUCGACGACCUCUUGGAUAGAGUGCAGGGAUGUCGGUACUUCACCAAGAUAGAUCUGAAGUCCGGAUACCAUCAAAUUGCCGUUAGACCUGAGGACCAGCACAAAACUGCAUUUCAGACCAGGUACGGUCUGUACGAGUUUGUGGUGAUGCCCUUUGGUCUAUGCAAUGCACCUGGUAUAUUCCAGCACGCGAUGAACAGGAUAUUUCAUGACUACUUAGACAAGUUUAUCGUCGUGUACCUCGAUGAUAUUCUUAUCUUUAGUAGGACUGUAGAGGAGCACGCUGAGCACUUGAAAAUAGUGCUAGGUCUCUUACGACAGCACCAGUACAAGGUAAACUUGGACAAAUGCGAGUUUGGUGGCACCAAGAUCUUGUACUUAGGUCAUGAAAUCUCAACAGAUGGAUUGAGGCCGGAAGGUGCCAAGGUGGCCAGCAUACGUGACUGGCCCGGACCUCAAACAGUUACUAAGCUGCAGUUGCUGAACCUCGGUCUUCAAGGUAUCCAACUGUUUGUUGAUGGUGGUUGGCGCAGCGAAGGUGCUGAAGUCGCCGAGCAUUGCGACGACGUGGUCGACGCGUUGCUCCAGUUGGCGGGCAGAGGGUGCAUUGCUGGACUCGCCAGCCUCCGGUCUUGGUGCAACUUGCUCCAAGUCCUGCAUACGGGAAUCAAGUGCCCGUGCUGGAUCCUCAUGCUGAGCCUUGUGGUUCCACAUGGUCCGCUGCAUAUUCGCCAGCUCGGACUGCAGGUGGUUACAAGUGUAAACCAACCGAGCCACGAGUUUGGCCAUGAAUUCCCUGUGCUGCUCUUCUGGUGUCGCGUCGUCGUGCCCUUCAGAUGGUUCAAAGUGCCAAUACUUGAGUCUUUCGAUGCUGGCGGCUUCAUGCCGCUGCAGCAGAUCCAGGGCUUCCUUUCGGCGUGCCUAGGUAUCUGCAUCUGCUUCGGCCUGAAGCCGCUGCUUCUCAGCUGUUGCCGCUGCUUCAGCCUGUAGGCGGGCAGCCUCGGCUUCCAGCUGGCGCUGUUCCUCAGCGUCGAUCAGUGCGAGCUGAGUCUGGAACCGC
Chara braunii is the source of this 2573-nucleotide messenger RNA. Lineage: Eukaryota; Viridiplantae; Streptophyta; Charophyceae; Charales; Characeae. The record is from the annotation of a GenBank genome assembly.